CUACGUCAUAACUGUAUUUUGAAACCGAAAGAUAGCUCAUCGCCCGUUAGUACUCUAAAGAAGCCAUUGUGAGAUCAAUUCACAGUGUUUCCAACUUUUGCGUUAUGUCCACCAGACUUCUUGAACCGAAGCAUGAUUCAGGAGCUUCAAAUCCGGGGACAUCUGCUAAGAGCAGUGGCUGGCUACUUCCACCACCCGUGGAUGCUCAAGGCAUGAAUUUUUAGACCGACUUUGACUGCUCUCGCUAAAUAUGUCGAUAGAUAGUCAUGAGCUUGACCACGAGAAAGAACGAUACGAUCGGGGAUAUCGUGUUCACGAAAGCAGGAAGUUCCAAUUCGGCCGAGUAUGUAGUCAUCUACUUUAAUCUUGAAACUUGCUAAGCAAGUAGGUUUUCGAAAUACCGUUGGAAAAAACCGAAGAAAAUGCCCACGAUUUAAGAGGUGAAACUAAGAUUACUUGGAAGGUCUCGUCAGACGUCAAUCAUCACUUUCAAACUAAGCAGCUUUUAAUUGUCGAGGAGGGUAAGCGCUUUUGUGUUUGCCGGUAAGUUUACGCCCAUCUAGCCGUUAACAUGACAUUGCUAUAAGACGUGGGUGUUGAUAAAUUCUGGCCUUAGUUCCGUCCGUAGAUAUCGCCCCGGGGAGACGAACAGGAAAGUUGCUGAUGCGAAACAACACGCAUUUACUUACAGUGAUAAGCCUACCCGUGGUCUGAUCGAGGAAAAAAAGGAGAAGGUAUUGAAGGUGCUAUCGAUUGGGGUCAUUCCAAAUGGCUCACGAGGGAUGCUUUAUGCAACGUUUGGGCUAAAUUACGGAGAAUAUUUCAUAAUUGAAUAUGACGUGAAGGUAUCGUUCAUUGGAAGAUUGGCAAAAGAGUCAGAGCUGGACGUAGCCAUUGAAAGUGGUUGUGUUAGUAAACAAUACUACACAGCCACGGCAAUCGCCAGUAGUCUUCUGAAGCUUUCACCAUCAAAUCGCUGUACCAUUAUUGUGUCAGAGCAAUCUUCAAAAGCGGAGCGAAUUUUGGAAGAAUUGCUAUUCUUUGAUGAGGAUGUGCAAUCACUUUAUUGCGAGGCUUUAUCCAAAAACUUAACUACCGCUGAUAUGUUCGAGACCAAUAUUCGACAAUGCAUACUGGAUUUUUCAGAGAAUUUGGAGGGUGAAGUAACGACGCCUCAGGUGGUCAACGCUGCAAAAUACGCCAGGGCUAACUCACGAAAAUUAAUUACAGAAAUGCAAAUGGUGCUUACAACUAGAUUCGAGAUAUCAAAUUUUGCAUAUUCCCAAGCGAAGUUGACGGACCUUCAAAAGAGAGUAAAUGAAGAACGACCGUUUGGUCAAUGGGUCGAUACUCAUGAACUGGGCGUCGAAACUGCUACAAUCAAGGACGCAGUCUCAUGGAAGCUUUUCUUGGAGGAUUUCAGACUUUCCUUGAACCCUAACCAAGUGGAGAGGGCGUUGUGUGAUAUUUGGCCAAUCAACAUUCCCAGAGACAUGCAAAAUCGCAUCAGUUAUGUGGUGCGAUGGGAAAUUCCAAAUUACAUUAUCAGGAAUUUUCCCAGCGGUCAAUCACUUGGAGAAAUAUUGACACUUACAGGAGACACUGCUGGCAGUAUAGCACAGAGCUGCAGAGAGUAUCUGCAGUCAAAUUUUCAUAAAAUCGGCCUAUAUGUUCUAGAAGCGGUCGAGGCUCGUCUGUGCAACAGCUCUAAUAUUAAUGGCAAGUCUAAGCUUAUCAUGGUCACUGCAUGCAUCAUUCUGACUUGCUUGCAGUAUCAAUUAAGAAGGAUAUAAUUACUCUAGAUUUGUCAUAUCAUGAUAUUGAGGAUAAAUCGGUUGUGGACGUGACAAUCACUGCGAGCUACUUCGUCCAUGAAAAAGCUGCCUUAGCCUUAUCCUGGCUUUGCGCUGCUCUACGGGAACCAUCAAAUGAUUUCACAUACUAUUCAUCUGUUGCGGUCCAAGCCUCCAAGAAAACUUUAGCUGAAGGAUCUAAUUACAACAUGAAAAGUCGACCGAGAGAUAUAAUCACUGUGACACCUCGCGAUCUUCACACCACACUGGACGGCACAGAGUGCUGGCACACGUUGUUUCCUCGCAUGGUUGUUGCUAAGGGAUUUCCAGUCAGAAAGCGCUCCCAAGGUCGGGGCUUAGACAUAUCAUUUGCUGAUAUGGCGUUAGUAGCUGGGUGCCUGAGCCUGGUGAUGUUUGAUGAUGGACUGAUUGCAAACGGUUUGAAUUCUGUUUUGAUUCCGGUCGGGGAGUUAUCGGAUGAUAAUGCGAUACAAUGGCACUACCGUCCAAAGACCGCCGAAGACCGAAAAUCAAGAAGGCCCACAUUUGAAAUUGUGGAAGAAACUGGAGACUGGUACAAAGAGUUAAACCCUCAUCGAUUAAUAAAUCGAAGGUGUUUUCUUGGAUGGGUCCCGGAAGCCUCUAUUUUAAUUGGCACAAAUUUUUUUUCCGACACGGGGAUAACUUAUUCAGCGGCAGAAAGAGUUCCAGACAAUCGCCGGGUCGUAUCCUAUAAUAUCACGCUUGGAACUGGAGGAACUGGAAUUUUUACAGCCACGGGAAGUGUUGGUUUGACUACUUCGUCAAUGCCAUCUACCAUAACCACUAAGACUGAGAAAGACAUACAUGAGAUUCUGACGGACGGGAUAAAUGAUACUGUUCUCAUGUAUGACAGUGAGAAAAAAACUGCGUGGUAUCUACCUCAGUCCUGCGUUGUCCUUUUCCUAGUACAAGCGAGGAUUACACGACACUGUUGGCAAGUUUUAGAGGGCAAUGAACUUAAACACCUGAAGCUAGCGAAUCCUGGCUCAGGUGGAUCAGAGGCUAAUGAGGCAUUAAAAGCAAACCUAAACUUGCAUUUGAAAAAGGAGAAUUCUCAGCCCGCCGAGGGAUACCGUGAGGAAACUGUUGGCAGCCUCAUUAAGGUUAUUUGGCAAGCCUUAGAUGACAUCGGCACGGGUUUAAGGUCUAUCCAGAAGGAAUUUUCCAGAGCUAAAGAGCAUCCUCCUGAGUAUAUCUAUGGGGUUGAGUAUCACGAUACGGUGGAUAUGAGAGAGACUAAGAACGUCAAACGAGCAGCCGUUUCUCAACCAUGGGCGAAUCUUACCAAAGAUUACCCCACCGCAAUCUUUUGUAGUAACCUUGGACAUCCAAUUGUACCAGUUCAACCAGAGCUAAUAUGUCGGCCGUGGCAACUUGUGCCUUCAGAAAAGGAUCACCUAGUAGUCACCUGUCCUGUUGUGCAGCACUAUCUGACACGGGCGGAAAGGAUUUGGCGAGAACGUGGAGUGGAAUUUUGACAAGAAACUCAUGCACAUCCAUGUACUCGGCAAAAAAACCGCCGUCCACCAUGUUCAACUUCUUCGCAAAACCGACAGGCCUCAGCCAAACAAUGGUCUGUUGAGUCUCGUAGCCGAACAUCCGAACGGGAGCUUUAUAUUCAACAAAUUCAAGCUUCUUAAGAGCUGCCCCGAAAUUGUUCCUUCACUGGCAGGAGUAAAGUCACAGAUUGAUUCGGGAUCUACUAAUGAUAUCAAUAUUGGCGAGAGACAAUCCACCGACCACCUCUAUUCUAGCUUUGACAAACAGAGCACUGAGCCAUCCAGUCCGAUUAUUGGUGUUCGCAGCAAUAGCUUCACAGAAAAGCGCAAUGCAAAUGAUGCGCUCAUGCGCCCAGCUCCAUCAGACAUUUCGGAAUGGGAGUUAUUCCUUGGUUCUUCUGAAAGUGCGACAUUAAAUAGUAACCUGCACUUGCACUCUCCCUGCUCCAAUAGUACCCUAUCCAGCGACAUUCGAAACAGGUCUAGCAUGACUUCCACGAGAACAAGUGAGGACCCGGAAGCUCAAGGCCCUUCAAACUCACUUAAUUGUCAUGGGAGUAUCUCAAGGAAAGAAGACAACCCUAAACCCUGCAAUUAAUGCGAUACCAUUGAACAAGAUCUAGGAACAAGGUGAGGCAACCAAAAAAUCCGAUAUGCAGUGCAUUUCUAAAUCUGCAAUAGUUGCGCGGUACAGUCAUCUGAACAAUAUGGCAAAGGGGGGUUCUAGGGUAUGAGUCUAUAUAUUCAACAUGUAUGACUCGCGCAGGAUAAGGAAGUGAGGAAAUUGGGAAUUAAAUCCUAUAUAUGCGGAUGCUGUGGAGUGGUACUACUUAUUUAUUGAAAUACUGAAUGCGAGUU
Molecule: messenger RNA, 4192 nt
Organism: Sclerotinia trifoliorum
Lineage: Eukaryota; Fungi; Ascomycota; Leotiomycetes; Helotiales; Sclerotiniaceae
Source: the annotation of a GenBank genome assembly